AAAAGGACUCGUGAAAUAAGAAAAAAGUGGCCAGUUUGCUUCUCUCUCUCUCGGUCUCCUCCUCCGUCUCCCUCCCACCGCCGUCGCCGAAGCAUGACCAGCUCCUCCGCUCCUUCUCGUAAGGCGCUGAGUAAGAUCGCGUGCAACAGGCUCCAGAAGGAGAUGGUAGAAUGGCAGGUCAACCCCCCUUCCGGAUUCAAGCACAAGGUCACCGAUAACAUCCAAAGGUGGGUUAUUGAAGUGGUUGGAGCGGCCGGGACGCUGUAUGCGAACGAGACGUACCAGCUUCAGGUCGAUUUUCCCGAGCAUUACCCCAUGGAAGCCCCGCAGGUUAUAUUUCUUCAUCCGGCGCCUCUUCAUCCGCAUAUCUAUAGCAACGGGCACAUCUGUUUAGAUAUACUUUACGACUCUUGGUCACCGGCAAUGACGGUGAGCUCUAUUUGCAUCAGCAUCUUAUCCAUGUUAUCAAGCUCACCUGCAAAGCAAUGCCCUGCCGAUAACGACCGAUACGUGAAGAACUGUAGGAACGGUCGGUCUCCUAAAGAGACAAGAUGGUGGUUCCAUGACGACAAGGUAUGAUUGCUCGUGACGCUGCUGGAUUCGCAUGCUAUAAACCCUUUGCCUGCCAUUAAACAUUGCUUUGAGAGAGUAGGAAGAUCAAAUCAUGCAAGGUUUCAGAUUGUGUAUUGGUUUGCAUAAUCUGAUAUCUGUAAAGAAAAUAAAGUAAUAAGCAUGAAUCAUGAUCUACCAUUAGAGAAGCACUUGGAACUCUUUAGGUCAAAUAUGUAUAUAGUUGAUAUCCAGGAUAGUGGGCAUGCCACCUGUGCCACGUCAUGUUUCUAUUAAGAGCAUUCACAUUGUCAUGAACUCGUUAAUGGCAAUAUGUUGUUUUUUUUAUU
Molecule: messenger RNA, 899 nt
Organism: Zingiber officinale
Lineage: Eukaryota; Viridiplantae; Streptophyta; Magnoliopsida; Zingiberales; Zingiberaceae
Product: probable ubiquitin-conjugating enzyme E2 16
Exons: 6
Coding region: 94-579 (161 amino acids)
Source: RefSeq, a predicted model, not a curated record